This is a messenger RNA of Schistocerca nitens (vagrant locust), 3699 nucleotides long. RefSeq lists its product as uncharacterized. The record is from RefSeq and is a predicted model, not a curated record. NCBI's taxonomy places the organism in Eukaryota, Metazoa, Arthropoda, Insecta, Orthoptera, Acrididae. The coding region runs from base 1 to 3699 and encodes 1232 amino acids. The transcript is spliced from 4 exons.
AUGGACACGAAACGGACACAAAAACCCACCGUCAAUGUAGUGAAGAAGGCAAGCAGAAGAAGGCAAGCAGAAGAAGGCAAGCAGAAGAAGGCAAGCAGAAGAAGGCAAGCAGAAGAAGGCAAGCAGAAGAAGGCAAGCAGAAGAAGGCAAGCAGAAGAAGGCAAGCAGAAGAAGGCAAGCAGAAGAAGGCAAGCAGAAGAAGGCAAGCAGAAGAAGGCAAGCAGAAGAAGGCAAGCAGAAGAAGGCAAGCAGAAGAAGGCAAGCAGAAGAAGGCAAGCAGAAGAAGGCAAGCAGAAGAAGGCAAGCAGAAGAAGGCAAGCAGAAGAAGGCAAGCAGAAGAAGGCAAGCAGAAGAAGGCAAGCAGAAGAAGGCAAGCAGAAGAAGGCAAGCAGAAGAAGGCAAGCAGAAGAAGGCAAGCAGAAGAAGGCAAGCAGAAGAAGGCAAGCAGAAGAAGGCAAGCAGAAGAAGGCAAGCAGAAGAAGGCAAGCAGAAGAAGGCAAGCAGAAGAAGGCAAGCAGAAGAAGGCAAGCAGAAGAAGGCAAGCAGAAGAAGGCAAGCAGAAGAAGGCAAGCAGAAGAAGGCAAGCAGAAGAAGGCAAGCAGAAGAAGGCAAGCAGAAGAAGGCAAGCAGAAGAAGGCAAGCAGAAGAAGGCAAGCAGAAGAAGGCAAGCAGAAGAAGGCAAGCAGAAGAAGGCAAGCAGAAGAAGGCAAGCAGAAGAAGGCAAGCAGAAGAAGGCAAGCAGAAGAAGGCAAGCAGAAGAAGGCAAGCAGAAGAAGGCAAGCAGAAGAAGGCAAGCAGAAGAAGGCAAGCAGAAGAAGGCAAGCAGAAGAAGGCAAGCAGAAGAAGGCAAGCAGAAGAAGGCAAGCAGAAGAAGGCAAGCAGAAGAAGGCAAGCAGAAGAAGGCAAGCAGAAGAAGGCAAGCAGAAGAAGGCAAGCAGAAGAAGGCAAGCAGAAGAAGGCAAGCAGAAGAAGGCAAGCAGAAGAAGGCAAGCAGAAGAAGGCAAGCAGAAGAAGGCAAGCAGAAGAAGGCAAGCAGAAGAAGGCAAGCAGAAGAAGGCAAGCAGAAGAAGGCAAGCAGAAGAAGGCAAGCAGAAGAAGGCAAGCAGAAGAAGGCAAGCAGAAGAAGGCAAGCAGAAGAAGGCAAGCAGAAGAAGGCAAGCAGAAGAAGGCAAGCAGAAGAAGGCAAGCAGAAGAAGGCAAGCAGAAGAAGGCAAGCAGAAGAAGGCAAGCAGAAGAAGGCAAGCAGAAGAAGGCAAGCAGAAGAAGGCAAGCAGAAGAAGGCAAGCAGAAGAAGGCAAGCAGAAGAAGGCAAGCAGAAGAAGGCAAGCAGAAGAAGGCAAGCAGAAGAAGGCAAGCAGAAGAAGGCAAGCAGAAGAAGGCAAGCAGAAGAAGGCAAGCAGAAGAAGGCAAGCAGAAGAAGGCAAGCAGAAGAAGGCAAGCAGAAGAAGGCAAGCAGAAGAAGGCAAGCAGAAGAAGGCAAGCAGAAGAAGGCAAGCAGAAGAAGGCAAGCAGAAGAAGGCAAGCAGAAGAAGGCAAGCAGAAGAAGGCAAGCAGAAGAAGGCAAGCAGAAGAAGGCAAGCAGAAGAAGGCAAGCAGAAGAAGGCAAGCAGAAGAAGGCAAGCAGAAGAAGGCAAGCAGAAGAAGGCAAGCAGAAGAAGGCAAGCAGAAGAAGGCAAGCAGAAGAAGGCAAGCAGAAGAAGGCAAGCAGAAGAAGGCAAGCAGAAGAAGGCAAGCAGAAGAAGGCAAGCAGAAGAAGGCAAGCAGAAGAAGGCAAGCAGAAGAAGGCAAGCAGAAGAAGGCAAGCAGAAGAAGGCAAGCAGAAGAAGGCAAGCAGAAGAAGGCAAGCAGAAGAAGGCAAGCAGAAGAAGGCAAGCAGAAGAAGGCAAGCAGAAGAAGGCAAGCAGAAGAAGGCAAGCAGAAGAAGGCAAGCAGAAGAAGGCAAGCAGAAGAAGGCAAGCAGAAGAAGGCAAGCAGAAGAAGGCAAGCAGAAGAAGGCAAGCAGAAGAAGGCAAGCAGAAGAAGGCAAGCAGAAGAAGGCAAGCAGAAGAAGGCAAGCAGAAGAAGGCAAGCAGAAGAAGGCAAGCAGAAGAAGGCAAGCAGAAGAAGGCAAGCAGAAGAAGGCAAGCAGAAGAAGGCAAGCAGAAGAAGGCAAGCAGAAGAAGGCAAGCAGAAGAAGGCAAGCAGAAGAAGGCAAGCAGAAGAAGGCAAGCAGAAGAAGGCAAGCAGAAGAAGGCAAGCAGAAGAAGGCAAGCAGAAGAAGGCAAGCAGAAGAAGGCAAGCAGAAGAAGGCAAGCAGAAGAAGGCAAGCAGAAGAAGGCAAGCAGAAGAAGGCAAGCAGAAGAAGGCAAGCAGAAGAAGGCAAGCAGAAGAAGGCAAGCAGAAGAAGGCAAGCAGAAGAAGGCAAGCAGAAGAAGGCAAGCAGAAGAAGGCAAGCAGAAGAAGGCAAGCAGAAGAAGGCAAGCAGAAGAAGGCAAGCAGAAGAAGGCAAGCAGAAGAAGGCAAGCAGAAGAAGGCAAGCAGAAGAAGGCAAGCAGAAGAAGGCAAGCAGAAGAAGGCAAGCAGAAGAAGGCAAGCAGAAGAAGGCAAGCAGAAGAAGGCAAGCAGAAGAAGGCAAGCAGAAGAAGGCAAGCAGAAGAAGGCAAGCAGAAGAAGGCAAGCAGAAGAAGGCAAGCAGAAGAAGGCAAGCAGAAGAAGGCAAGCAGAAGAAGGCAAGCAGAAGGAGAAGUGGGCAAGGGAGAAGUGGGCAAGGGAGAAGUGGGCAAGGGAGAAGUGGGCAAGGGAGAAGUGGGCAAGGGAGAAGUGGGCAAGGGAGAAGUGGGCAAGGGAGAAGUGGGCAAGGGAGAAGUGGGCAAGGGAGAAGUGGGCAAGGGAGAAGUGGGCAAGGGAGAAGUGGGCAAGGGAGAAGUGGGCAAGGGAGAAGUGGGCAAGGGAGAAGUGGGCAAGGGAGAAGUGGGCAAGGGAGAAGUGGGCAAGGGAGAAGUGGGCAAGGGAGAAGUGGGCAAGGGAGAAGUGGGCAAGGGAGAAGUGGGCAAGGGAGAAGUGGGCAAGGGAGAAGUGGGCAAGGGAGAAGUGGGCAAGGGAGAAGUGGGCAAGGGAGAAGUGGGCAAGGGAGAAGUGGGCAAGGGAGAAGUGGGCAAGGGAGAAGUGGGCAAGGGAGAAGUGGGCAAGGGAGAAGUGGGCAAGGGAGAAGUGGGCAAGGGAGAAGUGGGCAAGGGAGAAGUGGGCAAGGGAGAAGUGGGCAAGGGAGAAGUGGGCAAGGGAGAAGUGGGCAAGGGAGAAGUGGGCAAGGGAGAAGUGGGCAAGGGAGAAGUGGGCAAGGGAGAAGUGGGCAAGGGAGAAGUGGGCAAGGGAGAAGUGGGCAAGGGAGAAGUGGGCAAGGGAGAAGUGGGCAAGGGAGAAGUGGGCAAGGGAGAAGUGGGCAAGGGAGAAGUGGGCAAGGGAGAAGUGGGCAAGGGAGAAGUGGGCAAGGGAGAAGUGGGCAAGGGAGAAGUGGGCAAGGGAGAAGUGGGCAAGGGAGAAGUGGGCAAGGGAGAAGAGGGCAAGGGAGAAGAGGGCAAGGGAGAAGUGGGCAAGGGAGAAGAGGGCAAGGGAGAAGAGGGCAAGGGAGAAGAGGGCAAGGGAGAAGAGGGCAAGGGAGAAGAGGGCAAGGGAGAAGAGGGCAAGGGAGAAGAGGGAGUGUAUAAAUUAUCAGGACCAUGA